ACUGAGUUGAAUUCUAAACUGAAACGAGUAAUCAAUACUGAGUGUCUCUGUCGUUCAAAUGUUGUCUUAGCUGUUUCAGGUGGGAUAAAGUGGCUUCAAAUUUGGCAAAUUGUUAUAAGGAUGGAAAUUGAAAGCUGAAGUGUGCUUAAUUUUCUUUUUUAGGUUUUAACUAAACACCAAGCCAACAAAUAGCAACGCGCCGAGAACGAUUUACUACUGCAAAACUUACCUUGAUGCACUGAGGGCACAGGAAAGAAUGAGCUAUUACGGCAACAGCUAUCGGAUUGUAAACGUGGACCCUAAAUAUCCAGUCUACCCGCCAGAACACAUUAUAGCUGAGAAAAGAAGAGCAAGAAGACGCCUGCUCCACAAAGAUGGCAGCUGUAAUGUGUACUUCAAGCACAUUUUUGGAGAAUGGGGGAGCUAUGUGGUCGACAUUUUCACCACUCUUAUGGACACCAAGUGGCGCCAUAUGUUUGUGAUAUUUUCUUUGUCUUACAUUCUUUCCUGGUUGAUUUUUGGCACGAUCUUUUGGCUAAUAGCCUUUUAUCAUGGAGAUCUGUUGAAUGAUCCAGACAUCACACCUUGUGUGGACAACGUGCAUUCUUUUACAGGGGCAUUUUUAUUCUCCCUUGAGACUCAGACCACCAUAGGUUAUGGCUACCGCUGUGUCACUGAAGAAUGUUCUGUGGCGGUGCUCAUGGUGAUCCUUCAGUCCAUCUUAAGCUGCAUCAUAAACACCUUCAUCAUUGGAGCUGCCUUGGCCAAAAUGGCAACUGCCCGAAAGAGAGCACAAACCAUUCGGUUUAGCUAUUUCGCACUCAUAGGCAUGAGAGAUGGGAAGCUUUGCCUCAUGUGGCGCAUAGGUGAUUUCCGACCAAACCAUGUGGUGGAAGGGACAGUUAGAGCCCAACUUCUCCGCUACGCAGAAGACAGCGAAGGACGGAUGACAAUGGCAUUUAAAGACCUGAAGUUAGUCAAUGACCAGAUCAUCCUUGUCACACCAGUAACUAUUGUUCAUGAAAUUGAUCGUGAGAGCCCUCUUUAUGCCCUUGACCGCAAAGCAGUGGCCAAAGAUAACUUUGAGAUUUUGGUGACAUUUAUCUAUACCGGUGAUUCCACCGGGACAUCUCACCAGUCCAGAAGUUCCUAUGUCCCUCGAGAAAUUCUCUGGGGCCACAGGUUUAAUGACGUUUUGGAAGUUAAGAGAAAGUAUUACAAAGUGAACUGUUUACAGUUUGAGGGAAGUGUUGAAGUAUACGCACCCUUUUGCAGUGCCAAACAAUUGGAUUGGAAAGAUCAGCAGCUCCACAACAUGGAAAAAGCACCACCUGUCCGAGAAUCCAGCACGGCAGACACCAAGGUCAGGCGAAGGUCAUUUAGUGCGGUUGCCAUUGUCAGCAGCUGUGAAAACCCCAAGGAGACCACUACCUCUGCCACGGAUGAGUGUAAGGAAGCGCCUUAUCAGAAAGCCCUCCUAACUUCAAAUAGAAUCUCUGUAGAAUCCCAAAUGUAG
Molecule: messenger RNA, 1516 nt
Organism: Trichechus manatus latirostris (Florida manatee)
Lineage: Eukaryota; Metazoa; Chordata; Mammalia; Sirenia; Trichechidae
Gene: KCNJ16
Product: potassium inwardly rectifying channel subfamily J member 16
Exons: 1
Coding region: 257-1516 (419 amino acids)
Biological process (GO): regulation of monoatomic ion transmembrane transport; potassium ion import across plasma membrane
Cellular component (GO): plasma membrane
Molecular function (GO): inward rectifier potassium channel activity
Source: RefSeq, a predicted model, not a curated record